AUGCCCGGCCUCACACGCCCUCCGGACACUGUCAGUCACCACUCCACUCCCACGGAAGCGGUCAGGUCCCAAACCCUGACGCCGCCCGUGCUGAAGGACGAGGAGCAGGCAGUCCCCUGCGCGGGCGGAGGCGAGGACGCAGGCGCGCAGAGAAUCGAGGGGGAUGGACACGCUUCCGCCAAGGAUUUCCAGGUGUCACACUGCCGGGGACGCCGCCUCGGCGUCCGCCGCGCACCAGGGAAGGCGGAGCGCAGCUUCCCGCCCGCGGCCCGACACCCGACACCGUCAUCAGGAAGCACCACCGACUCCCAGAGCCGCCGAGCGCGGCCUUCCCUGCGGCCACGGCCUCGUCCACGGCCCUCUGACCUGCGGGAAGCACCACUGCGAGUCCCGCCGCCGGCCGGGCAGCCGCCGCCUCCCGCUCCUGCGGGCGCAGCGCGCGCGUCGGAGCAGGCCCGCGCUCGGCGCCCCCAGCCCCUUGCCCGCCCCGCGCCCCUCGCCCCCCGCGGGCCCCUCACCUGCCAUGGCGGGCGGGCGCCGAGGCGGCGGCGGGAGAAGGAAGCGGCCGCCGCGCCGCCACCGCGAACACCUCAGCCAAGCAGCCGCCGCGGGAUUACCUCUUCCUUUUCAAAAUGGCGCCCAGCGCUCGGCACCCCGCGCAAUGACGUCAUCCCCCUCCGCCACUUCCGCCGCCGGGGCGGGGGCGGGGCCUCCGGGAAGCCUCCUGCGCCGAGAGGGGCGGGGCGAAGGCCCGGGGAGAGGGGGCGGGACUGCGCGGACGCGCCGACUGAGCCUGCGCAAGCCGCGCUGCGCCCCGCCCCCCCGGGGAGGGAGGCUUCGUGGCCGCCAGGCGUCCGAGGACCGGUGGCUGUGGGUGAGCCGGGGCUUGGCGCUGCCCUGAAGAUCUGUUGGGGGCCCGGCCGCCUCUCUGCGCAGUUUUGGAGGGCGCCAGCCGACCCCGAACCCCAGCCCGCGGGUCCCCCGCGGCUUCGGCUAAUGAGCUCGCGGUCCUCUGGUGGAGCAGCCAAUGGAACCUCAGACCAACUCACCGCCCUGGGGUCCCUGGCCAGGGGCCAUGAGCCUUCUGGAACCCUCUCGGGUCCCCAGCCUGAUCAGAACACCCUCAGAACACAUCAGGUCUCCACACGAGCUCCGGUUAUAGCAGCCUGGAAGGUCUCCCAUCAUCGGGCUGGAGGACUGCAGUGGCAUCGACCGCCUGCGUCUCGUGGCCCUGGGCCCCCCCUCCUCGGGAAGGGAGCCGCGCCGACGCUCUCGUCAAAACAGACUCCGAUGUUCCUGCGCCCACUGGGCCGCUGGCUUGUGGUUGGUGGUGUUUCUGUGAGGCAACUCUUUGCCCUGCGCGUCCUCUGAAACCUGUCCUGGCAAAAAGUCCUGUUCUAGAGUCAGCACCUGCUUCUCCCGAGAAGUUGCACGGGGUUGAAAGGUGGGCCCUCACAUCCUACCCCAGGGCGGUCCCUUGGUUUAGGGACCAGAAGCUGAGUCCCUGAAGGCAGUGACUCCAGCCUGCAGUGGCCUCAGAGGACAGAGCCUAGCAGGCCAGCAGGGUCCUUGCUUCAUGCCCUGGCCUUGCCCUCCUCAGCCCCCGAGGCAGGGUGAGGCUGCCUGCAGGUGAAGGCUGUGUGGGGGGGGUUGUUAGAAGUUUCUCAUUUCUUUGGGGCCUUUGCAUUUUCAGGAUAGCCACUCCGGCAGCAGGGAGCCAGGUGCUGGGGCCAGGCCAGCAGGACUGGAGGUGGCUGUCCCUCCAGGUCGUGACCACAGUGGCACAGGGAUGGCUCUUCCUUUGGGGUCUGUGCUCUCUCUUGAUUUUUUUUUUCUUUUCAAAGAGUUUGUUUUGCAGAAUCUGUGUGGAAGGCUCUGCGGCCAUCCACGAUGGCAGAGCCAUGCUGUGCAAGGGAUGUGCUGCAAUGCCUGUCGUCUGUUCAUUACUUUUCUUUGUUUUUAUCUUUUUAGGGCGGCUUCUGCAGCAUAUGGAGGCUCCCAGGCUAGGGGUGGAAUCAGAGCUGUGGCUGCCGGCCUGCACCACAGCCACAGCAACGCUGAGUGAGGCCAGGGAUUGAACCCGUGUCCUCUUGGAUACUAGUCAGGUUCAUUUUGGCUGAGCCACGACAGGAACUGCCAUCCUUUCAUUUCUGCUUUGCUGUCCUUCCUGGGAGUGUCUGAGGGGCCCCCGAUGGGGAAGCGGCAGGCAGCGUGGGGCAGGUCCUGACUUGGGUCUUGGGGGUGAGGGGAGCUGCCUUGUGGGGUGGAGGGAGCACAGCCCCCCUCCCUGGCGGGGGAGGCUCUUUCCCCCCAGGUUGGGCGUCUCUUGUGGAGGAUCACGUCAGCCACUUCAUGGCUCUUAUUUUUGAACCCGAUAUAGAAAAGAAGGAAAAACACUUGCUCGUUGUAAGCAUUUUUUUUUCCUAAAGAAAUAAUUCACAGGUGGGGAUACCUUUCUUUCAAAAACGAAAGCAUUAGCUUCAUGACACUCCACAGAGAGGUUUGUUCUCUAGCGUGUACAAAUUAAGGCGGCCGAGAGCAGGGUGGCGCCCCCAGGACAGCAAAAGCAUCCCAAUCAAAGGCGCCCAGUUCAGAAUCUCCUGUAAUCUCCCUUCUCUGGGAGCCGAUUUGAAUUUUAAAUUACGCACAAUACAUGUCACAUCUUCCCCAUUUAUCGUAGUGACUUAGGAAUUCUGCGUGUUGGGGAUCUUUGUUCUUCAAAGGCUCCUCCACAGUCUGAGUCUUCUCUCCGGGGGCAGCCUGACCGAGCAGGGGACCUCAGAGCCAGCGAAGGGCCGCCGAGGCACCUGCGCUCCAGAGCCCGCUCGGACCUGCCCUCUGUUCUGAUGAGCUUUGCUUUCAGCCCGCGGCCAGCGUGGCUUCUGAGAGGUGCCCCGGUGGGGCGCAAAGCCCCCUGCAGCAGAGCGGCUCACUCUCGGGGCAGCCCCGGGUCUGGCGCCCCCAAGGUCAGAUUCCGGGACCAGCUUGAAACACAAAGAGCCGGCCUUUCCCGCCGCUCAGUCCGAGCCCUGAAAGGCCCCCGCUCCCCCGCCCCCGCGUGGUCCUGACCUUGGAGGGGCGGCGGUCGCAGCAGCCCCUGGGCGCGGUUGGCGGGACGUGGGCCCCAGCCAGCCCCGUUGGGGUGGGAGCGUGGUGACCGGACGGCUCGCCCGGGGCGGGUGCCGCACGCCCCUCCCAAAUGCCGCCCGGCGCCCCCACCUCCCAUCCGCCCCCGAUGAGUUUGUCUUCACCUGGCGGCAGGAGCAGCCUUCCCGCUCUGCCACGAGGGGUCGUGAGGUCGCAGAGAAAGGCCGCUGCGACCUGUCACCUGUGUGUGAAGGUGAGCUCCCGUUAUCGCUGAGCUUUAGAGGCGGGGAGGCAGGUCACAGCCCCCAGCCCUCGCUGCCCAAGUGGAAGCAAGGGUGGGGGACACGCGGGAGCGCCUCCGGCUGCCGCCCCCAUCCCCGCGCCGGGGUGGACGCGGGCCCUCCCCGCCUUUUCGCGUCCGCCUGCUGCCCUCUGCUGGCCGCGCGGGGGGAUGCGGGAGGGCGCUGCCGGGGCAGGCGGGGGUGGGCGCUCCCGGAUGCGGUCCCCUGGCCCACGAAAGCAUCUUGGAAAUAAACGGGGGCCCUCAGGACGCUGGCGCGGGGGUCACGCGGGAGGCCGAGGGUGCUGGCUGGGUGAGCCGCGUGGAGGGGCAGCAGCAAAUGCAGAGCCUUUGUGUUCGCGUCCCGCGGGGAGGGGACCACUGGGCUGCACAUUAAGGACGGAGUGGCCCUGGUGGCUGAGGACCACGCCCGACCUGGGGGUGGACAGUUCAACUGGCACCUCUGACAGCCGACCUUUGCCCACGGUCACAGCCAGGCAGAAACAGGACUUCCUCCCUCAUGGUCUCUGUGUCCAGGGCUGUAGCUGGCCCGGGCGAGGCAGGUCUGGCCCUCGGGUCACUGGUCUCAAGGGUCUGGCUCUUGAAAUACGGCCUCUGCUCGGAGAGGCACCGCAGCUCCACGGCCAGGGUCUUGUCGUGUUUGUGAGUUUGAUGUGCUGAUGAACGUGCCAAAUAAACCCCAGGAGGAAACACAUCCUCUGAUUGACUUUUACUUGAAUUUGAAAAAUCAAGUCCAGACGCCAAGAGGAGAAGGUGUGAGCUGCCCUCCCUGUGGGCAAGACAGUGAGAGGCUCAGGCUGAGGGCAGAGUGGAGCCAAGCCCAGUUCCUGGCAGGUGCCACCUGUGCUGCCUCAGGACCCAGGCCAACCAUGGCUGGGAAUGACCCAGCCUCUGCGCCCCCCCCCCCCCCCCCGGU
Molecule: messenger RNA, 4304 nt
Organism: Sus scrofa (pig)
Lineage: Eukaryota; Metazoa; Chordata; Mammalia; Artiodactyla; Suidae
Source: RefSeq, a predicted model, not a curated record